AAUAGUAAAAAAGAAAAAAACAAAAUAUGCAGUCAAUGUCAAAGCCCUCCUCUCCUCAUUGAUAAGUAGUCUCCAUUAUAGGAGUUAAUGAUUCUAAAAGCCGUGGGAAGUUUAAAAAGUGCAUAAAAGACUUUCCUUUUAGACGUUUUAUAACUCAAAAAAAGAUAAGGAAAUACAAUAAAAAGCCAAUUUUUACACUUUUUGGGAAAGAGAGAACGGAAAACAGAGAGAGAAAAGGCAAGGCAAUACCGGGGAACAGAAACGCAGAAACUGGGCACAACCCGCAACAUAUAUGGCUUCGUUUCCCUCAAACUCUCUUUCCAUUCCUUUACGCUCCUCUUAGCUAUUUUCUGAACCCCACUAACCUAAAAUACAAAACAAAACCCACUUCACUCUCAUCCUCACCACCUUCUUCACAUCCAUUUCCAUGGCGUCAACGGCUACUUUUUGGUUUCUUUUGGUGGCGUACUUCAUGGCCUUGACUUGGGCUCAAACAAAACCAACUUCAGAUACAUUGUUGGAAACAAGAGCUUUGACCUCCUUCAAGCUCGCCCUUCAUGACCCGGCUGGAGCUUUGGACGGUUGGGUCUCGUCCACACCAUCCGCUCCCUGUGACUGGCGGGGGGUCCUGUGUUAUGGUCACCGAGUUCGUGAACUCAGAUUGCCUCGUCUCCACCUCGGCGGCCGAAUCAGUGAGCAACUCUCCGAGUUACGCCAGCUUCGGAAGCUGAGUCUACACUCGAACAACUUCAAUGGCUCAAUCCCUCCUUCUCUUUCUCAGUGUGCUCUUUUACGAGCUGUUUAUUUUCAGGACAACUCACUUUCCGGCGAGUUGCCUCCGUUUCUUCUCAAUCUCACCAACCUUCAAGUCCUCAAUCUUGCUCGGAACUUGUUCUCCGGAAAAAUAUCCGGCUACGGCAUUUCGCCAAGCCUCCGAUACGUCGACCUUUCGUCUAAUGAAUUCUCUGGCGAGAUUCCAACGAACUUUUCAUCAAUCUCUCAGCUUCAGCUUCUCAACUUGUCGUUUAACCGGUUCACCGGAGAGGUUCCGGCCACCAUUGGAGCGCUUCAGGAGCUCGAAUAUCUGUUUCUGGACUCUAACCAGUUGUACGGAACACUGCCUUCGGCCAUUGCCAACUGUACCUCGCUUGUUCAUCUAAGCGCCGAAGACAACGGUCUCCGAGGUUUAAUUCCGGCGACCAUGGGAACGAUUCCAAACCUUAAAGUUCUCUCCUUGUCGAGAAACAACCUCUCAGGUUUGGUUCCCAUUUCCAUGCUCUGUAACGUCGCUGUCAAUGGGUCUUCUCUGGAGAUUAUUGAGCUGGGAUUUAAUGCUUUCACGGGCAUGGUCAAGCCGCCAAAUGGGUGGUGUUCUUCGAGUCUUUUGAAGAUUUUAGACCUUAAAGAGAAUCACAUAAAAGGAGUGUUCCCUUCUUGGUUGACUAAUUUUACGACUUUAAGGUCAAUGGAUCUUUCUGGAAACUUCUUUUCUGGCCCAUUAUCGGUUCAGAUUGGAAACCUUGUCCGGUUGGAAGAGCUACGGUUAUCAAACAACUCACUAGUUGGGGAAGUUCCCGUAGAGAUUGUACAAUGUAGUUUGUUAAAGGUUUUUGACCUUGAAGAUAACAUGUUUUCAGGCCAGAUCCCCUCCGUUUUGGGAGGACUGAGGAACUUGAAAAUGUUAUCUAUGGGCGGAAACUCAUUUUCCGGUACCAUUCCGGUGAGUCUCGGAAUGCUUUCGGAGCUCGAAACGUUGAAUCUGAGCAACAACAAUCUGACUGGGAAAGUCCCGGAGGAGCUCAUGCAGUUGAGUAAUUUGACUGCAUUGAACCUCAGCAACAACAAGUUGGGUGGACAAGUUCUGACUGAUAUUGGGAGCUUGAGCAACUUGCAGGUUUUGAAUUUGAGCAAUUGUGGUUUUACAGGAAGAUUUCCUACGAGUGUUGGGAACUUAAUGAAGCUUUCUACAAUGGAUUUGAGUAAACAAAAACUCUCUGGGCAGUUGCCAAUUGAGAUUUUUGGGUUGCCAAGUCUACAGGUGGUUGCUCUCCAAGAAAAUCAUCUCUCUGGUGAUGUCCCCGAAGGUUUUAGCAGUUUGGUCAGUCUAAAACAUCUAAACCUCUCAUCCAAUUUCUUUACUGGUGAUAUUCCCACUACCUAUGGAUUUCUGCGGUCCUUGAAUGUCCUAUCAUUAGCAAGUAAUAAAAUUUCAGGUGUUAUCCCAGAAGAGAUUACUAAUUGUUCUGAACUUCAAGUCAUUGAGCUUCGUUCGAAUGGCUUUGUGGGCAAUAUUCCUGGUGGUAUCUCUAAACUCUCGUAUCUGGAGAAGCUUGAUUUGGGUCAAAAUAGAUUGAUUGGUGAAAUCCCAGAUGAGAUCUCAAAGUCUUCUUCUCUAACUUCUCUAUUGUUAGAUGAGAACCAACUUUCAGGCGCCAUACCGAGUUCACUGUCAAAAUUAUCCAACCUCACAGACUUAGACCUCUCCUCCAACAGAUUAACUGGAGUUAUACCAGAGAAUAUCUCACUCAUUUCUGGCUUGAAACAUUUGAAUUUGUCCCAUAACAAUCUCGAAGGCGAGAUUCCAAAGCCUCUAAGUUCUCGAUUCAAUGAUCAAACUGUUUACGCCAUGAACUUGAGAUUAUGCGGGAAGCCACUGCAUAAAGAAUGUGCAAGUGUUAGGAGAAGAAGAAGGAGAAAGCUGAUGCUUUUAAUUGGUGUCUCUGUAGCGGGAGCUUGCCUUGUGGGAUUCUGCUGUUGUGGCUAUAUCUUUAGCCUGCUGCGUUGGCGUAAAAAACUUAGAGAAGGAGUAUUAGCAGGAGGAAAGAAGCGGAGUCCUGCUCGAGCGAGCUCAGGAGCUGAAAGAGGUAGGGGAAGCGGCGAAAAUGGAGGGCCCAAACUAGUAAUGUUCAAUAACAAAAUCACAUUGGCAGAGACAUUGGAGGCAACAAGACAAUUCGAUGAGGAAAACGUUUUGAGCAGAGGGAAAUACGGACUCGUAUUCAAGGCCUCAUUCCAGGACGGAAUGGUGCUCUCAAUUCGCCGCCUUGCAGACGGUUUCCUAGACGAAGGAGGAUACCGAAAAGAAGCGGAGUUGCUCGGAAAGGUUAAGCAUCGGAAUCUCACAGUUCUAAGAGGCUAUUACGCCGGUCCCCCUGACGUGAGGCUUCUUGUAUAUGACUACAUGCCUAAUGGAAACCUCGCGACUCUUCUCCAAGAGGCGUCUCAUCAGGACGGUCAUGUACUCAAUUGGCCAAUGCGCCACCUCAUUGCACUCGGCAUUGCACGAGGCCUGGCUUUCCUCCACUCACUCUCGAUGGUACAUGGCGAUAUCAAGCCACAAAACGUUCUAUUCGAUGCCGAUUUCGAAGCCCAUAUAUCAGAAUUCGGGUUGGACCGGCUAACGAUUUCGACACCGGCCGAAGGAGCGUCAUCCUCGUCAACCCCAGUUGGUUCAUUGGGCUAUGUUUCCCCUGAAGCUGCAUUAACAGGGCGGGCAACGAAAGAAGCCGAUGUUUACAGUUUUGGAAUCGUUCUGUUGGAGAUUUUGACCGGGAGGAAACCAGUGAUGUUUACUCAAGACGAGGAUAUAGUCAAAUGGGUGAAGAAACAAUUGCAGAGAGGUCAAAUCUCGGAACUACUUGAACCGGGUUUGCUCGAAAUAGACCCUGAGUCAACGGAGUGGGAAGAGUUCUUGUUGGGUGUCAAAGUUGGUCUUCUUUGCACUGCUCCUGAUCCACUCGACAGACCAUCCAUGGCUGACAUUGUGUUCAUGCUCGAAGGUUGCCGGGUCGGAGCAGAAAUCCCAUCUUCGGCCGAUCCCACGUCACUCCCCUCCCCGGCAUGAUUCUUUUUUUUUAUUAUUAUAAUUAAUUAAUUAAAAAAAAGAUUACUUCUCAAAAGAAGUCAUUCUUUUUAGUAUUGACAAUUAUUUUAUUGCAUGCAUUAUCAUCUUUGUAUAAUCUACUUUUGUUUAAUUAAUUCCAUAUUCUUUUCGCUAUU
This is a messenger RNA of Humulus lupulus (European hop), 3999 nucleotides long. Its product is annotated as probable LRR receptor-like serine/threonine-protein kinase At4g36180. Gene Ontology annotation, biological process: protein phosphorylation. The record is from RefSeq and is a predicted model, not a curated record. The transcript has a single exon. NCBI's taxonomy places the organism in Eukaryota, Viridiplantae, Streptophyta, Magnoliopsida, Rosales, Cannabaceae. The coding region runs from base 428 to 3844 and encodes 1138 amino acids. Gene Ontology annotation, molecular function: protein kinase activity; protein binding; ATP binding. Gene Ontology annotation, cellular component: plasma membrane.